Funneliformis geosporum is the source of this 3774-nucleotide messenger RNA. The record is from the annotation of a GenBank genome assembly. Lineage: Eukaryota; Fungi; Glomeromycota; Glomeromycetes; Glomerales; Glomeraceae.
AUGUCUCAAGAUUCACUUUACGCUAGAUAUAAACACGCCAGUUCCGUAUCUACUCCACCAACAUCAGCAUGGUCCUUAGGUGGAAUAGGAUCUGUUCCAGCACCAUACCCGUUGUCAUUCAAAACUGAAGGGGCUGACAAGGUUAGAGAGGAAGAAAAGUUUAACAAGACUGGCCUCGUUGGAGGGAAGAAAAUAGCUCCUACUGAAGACAUAUUAACUUCCUAUCGUGAAACUUCAAGUAAUGUUAUUCGGUCUCCAAGUUCUACCAAACAAAUGUCAAUCUUGGCACAAACAACUCCAGUAAGAAAACCUAAAGCGCAACCAUUGAAAUUGGAUUCAACCCCUCCGAUUGAUACAAAGCCAACGCCCCGCCCAUCAAAGUUACCAGGACAAUCUUCAUUUUACGGGUACGAACCAUACUCUGCUGAAGUUCCGUCGUUUCGAUCUGGACAUCUAAUUGGUUCGGGCUUUGAUGGCUUGAAACGUUCAUCUCAAUACGUUAAUCGUAUGAUUAACUUGGCUAGGGAGGAUCCAUCAAUUGCGACAACUUUUGAUCCUGAAAAAGACAAAUCGUUGUAUGAUACAGCCGUGGGCCUUUAUCGACAAUUCACCAAUACAGAUAUCUUAGAUUCUAAGUAUAUCGGAUCGGUUGAAUGGACAUUUUUGUCUAUUACGAGUUUGGUAACAAUUAAUGCGUUAAUAUAUCUGAGUUGUCACUGGAGUAUUCGGGCAAAAGCUUUUUUUACAUGUACAAAGCAAAAUGAUGUCCGAAAGGCCCAAGUUAUCAAAAUUCUUCCUGCACCACAUAAAGGGAAAGGUGAAUUAUGUGAACUACAUCACAAAAGGAACGGAGAAAUUUCAUUUUUUUACCAAAAGAAAAAAUACGUGUGGGAUAAUGAUAUAAAAAUGUUUAACAGAUUACGUUAUCCCGCCGAUCAGAAUUAUGUUGUUUCAACUUUUCAGAAUGCUAACGGUCUCGAAACUGCUAAUGACAUUAAAUCAGCUCAAGAAACAUAUGGGUUUAACAGGUUUGAUAUUCCGGUACCAACAUUUCGAGAAUUGUUCAAGGAACACGCUGUUGCUCCUUUCUUCGUCUUCCAAAUAUUUUGUGUUGGUCUCUGGAUUAUGGAUGAAUAUUGGAGAAAAGGUAGUUGGGUGACCGUUAAUUCGGAUGAGUUAUUGCCCGGUGAUCUGGUUUCUAUAGUACGUUCUAAGGAAGAUAAUGGUGUUCCAUGUGAUAUGGUUCUUGUGAAUGGUACUUGUAUAGUUGAUGAGGCCUUGUUAACUGGAGAGUCUACACCAUCAUUGAAGGAAUCAAUACAUCUCCGAGACGGCAACGAUGUGAUUGACACUAGUGGAGUUGUAGAUAAAUAUAGUCAAUUAUUUGGUGGUACCAAAGUUCUUCAAAUUACUCCUCCUUCUAAAGACGAGACAACAUUAUCUCCUCCGGAUAAUGGAUGUAUUGCUUAUGUUCUUCGUACUGGAUUCGGAACUAAGCAGGGUAAACUAGUGCGCACAAUGGUCUACAGCACGGAACACGUAUCUGCAAACAAUCUUGAAUCCUUUUUCUUUAUUAUAUUUUUGUUGAUAUUCGCUGUUACUGCAGCUGGAUAUGUUUGGAUUAAGGGUAUUGAAAAUGAUCGCAAGAGAUCAAAGUUAUUACUUGAUUGUAUUUUAAUUAUAACAUCAGUCGUUCCUCCAGAAUUGCCAAUGGAACUUUCCUUAGCAGUUAACACCUCUCUGGUUGCAUUAUCUAAGUUUGGUACUAUUUAUUGUACUGAGCCAUUUAGAAUUCCUUAUGCUGGUAAAGUUGAUGUGUGCGCGUUCGACAAAACUGGUACCUUAACGAGAGAAAAUCUCGUGGUCGAAGGAAUUGCUGGAAUCCACCCCGAGGAUUCUAAGAAACUGGUGAACCCUCCAGAUGCACUUCGGGACACAAUUCAAACACUUGCAACGGCGCACGCUUUGGCUCGAUUAGAUGACGAUGAUGAGGUUGUUGGUGAUCCAAUGGAAAAAGCAACAUUAGAAGCGUUGGAAUGGAAACUUGAUAAAAAUAAACGUGACACUGUAAUUCCACUAUCUCAAAGAUUUCAAUCGAGAUCGCAAUUACAAAUACAUCGUCGAUUUCUAUUUUCGUCGGCUCUCAAACGUAUGUCAAGUGUAUCCACAGUGACUACGCCUCGAGGGAAAAAAACAUUUAUUGCUGUUAAAGGUGCUCCCGAAACUCUUCGUCAGAUGUACAUUUAUGCGCCUGAUGAUUAUGAGGAGACCUUCAAGUUUUUCACUCGACGUGGGAGUCGUGUGUUGGCCCUUGGUUAUAAAUAUUUGGAGGAUAACAUGACUAUUGAUAAGAUUAACGAUCUUUUACGUGAAGAUGUCGAAAGCGAACUUAAUUUUGCAGGGUUCCUUGUUUUUCAUUGUCCACUGAAGGAAGAUGCUGUUUCCACUCUUAAAAUGCUAAACGAUUCAUCACAUCGAGUCAUAAUGAUUACUGGUGACAAUCCUUUAACUGCUUGUCAUGUGGCUCGAGAAGUGGAAAUUAUCGAUAGAGAUGUUUUGAUAUUGGAUAUUAAAGAAGACGCAAAAAGCCCGGAUGAGCUUGUAUGGAAGUCGGUUGAUGAGAAAAUCAUGAUACCUGUAAAUCCUACCGAACCAAUUGAACGAUCAGUAUUCCGUGAUUAUGAUAUUUGCGUAACAGGUGCUGCAUUGUCCCAAUAUGAAAGCAGACCAUCCGUUAGAGAGUUGUUGAGACAUACAUGGAUAUAUGCUCGCGUGUCACCUGGACAAAAGGAAUUUAUAUUAACUGGUCUUAAACAAGCCGGGUACACUACAUUGAUGGUCGGUGAUGGUACAAAUGAUGUGGGUGCUCUAAAACAGGCUCAUAUAGGUGUUGCAUUGCUUAACGGCACACCAGAAGAUCUUAGAAAAAUCACCGAACGUCGACCGAGACGUGCACCUCCACGAGUUGACCAAAUUGCCGAACAAUUACUACAAGACUUUGAUGAUGAACCUCCAAGCAUUAAAUUUGGAGAUGCAUCUUUUGCUGCUCAUUUUACUUCGAAACUUUCAAAUGUUUCUGCCAUCGCAAACAUUAUACGUCAAGGUCGAUGUACACUUGUCGCAACUAUACAGAUGUACAAAAUUUUGGCCCUGAAUUGCUUAAUUUCGGCCUAUAGUCUUAGUGUGUUAUAUUUAGAUGGAAUUAAAUAUGGUGAUGGCCAAGCAACCAUUUCUGGAAUGUUACUUGCCGUUUGUUUCCUUUGCAUUUCUAAGGCUAAGCCUUUGGAGACACUUAGCAAACAACGACCACAAACCAAUAUCUUUAAUUUCUAUAUAAUCCUUUCCAUAUUGGGUCAAUUUGCAAUUCAUAUUAUUUCAUUAAUUUAUAUAGUCGAUUUAGUAUUUAAACAUGAAGAAAAGAAGCCUGUUGAUUUGGAAGGCGAAUUCGAACCAAGUUUAUUAAACACAGCAGUAUAUUUGAUAUCGUUGUCUAUGCAAGUUUCAACAUUUGCCAUCAAUUUUCAGGGACAUCCUUUUAGAGAGAGUCUUAGAGAGAAUAAAGCACUUUUUUAUGGUUUAGUUUCAGUUGCAGGAAUUGCUUUUGCUGGAGCCAUUGAAUUUGUUCCCGAAUUAAAUAGUUUUCUACAACUGUUUAAAGUUUACCUUGUGCUCACUAUGUUGCUGGAUUAUAGCGUUGCGUGGUCAAUUGAACUUGUUUGUGAAUAUUUUUUUGCAAACAAUAAGCCCAAGGAUAUUGCUCUAAAAAUCAGAUAA